Molecule: messenger RNA, 2032 nt
Organism: Phytophthora nicotianae INRA-310
Lineage: Eukaryota; Oomycota; Peronosporomycetes; Peronosporales; Peronosporaceae
Exons: 1
Coding region: 571-1923 (450 amino acids)
Biological process (GO): protein O-linked glycosylation
Cellular component (GO): Golgi apparatus
Molecular function (GO): alpha-1,3-mannosyltransferase activity
Source: RefSeq, a predicted model, not a curated record
GGCCUUGUCUCGCGGAACGCUGCGGUCGAACUUGGCACCGCGAGCGUGGAAGAGAGACGGAUGGGUAACCGUUGUGGACAUCAGCAGACUCGAGAUGGACACUAUCACGACGCAGUACAGUAGGAAGAGUCCAGCGCGACGCCAGAGCGAAGUGUCCACUUUCGAAGACACAUCGCCCGCUUCCAGGUCCUUCAGCUUCGCCAUUGAGAGCAAGAAGUGAAAAGGAGACGGCGAGAUGGAGAAUGUGCAGUGAUCAAAGCCAUCUGAACCAUCAGGCCACCGUACAUACGUCAACCGUUUACGGUCGACUAAUUAUCGCUAAUUGAGACUGUAAAUCGGAGUGUGUGCCUCUUCCUCCGAGCCAUCUGCUGUAUAAUUUGUCGCAAGUAACUCGUCAUCUCGUGAUCCUUAUUCCGGACCAGACCCGGCGUUGUUAUUUACUAUCGCUUCAAGUAUGCGCGUCCAUCCCUCGUCCAUCCCAUUCAUCAAUUAAGCGCAGCAGAUCGUCAAGGCCGCCGUGGUGAGGAAUUCCGAAGCAUUUUCUCCCAUUUACUGCCGACCAACUCUCUCAUGAACCGACCACGCAAGGGGACAGUCAACUACACGCUUUUGCUGUUCGUACUGUGCUGCAUGGCGGUGGCGUCCACGACGCUGCUCUCGAGUGUCUUUAGCUCCGUGGGGAGUAAAUCGAGACACUGGUUCACCUCUGGUAUCCACCAACGCAAGCAGAAGACCGUCGCCACGCAGUUCGACACUUCAGUAUCUCGCGAUAAAGGAAUCGUCAUGAGUGUGCACAACGCAGCGGUUCCCUUGGGUCUGUCGUUGAUCCGAGACCUUCGAUGUCUCGGAAACCAGGAGCUCAUCCAAGUGUACCACUGCUUUCCCGACGAAAUGUCCGAUACGAACCGAGCCAUGUUAUUAGAAGCAGAUGCUAGAGUCGAGAUCGUGGACGUGUGUACGGAUUUCGUGGACCGUGGCGUGAUGAAGCGCGAGACGGCGGAGAAAUUCCGGAACUGGUGGCUCAAACCCUUAGCAUUAUUCCAUACAGACAUCAAGGAAGUGCUGCUUAUGGAUGUGGACGACGUUUUUCUGAAAGAUCCCGCUGUGUUAAGAACCACAGAGGGGUAUCAACAGACAGGCACUACCUUCUUCUAUGACCGUGUACUAUGGAGCAAUGAGUGGUUCAAUCAGGAAGUGAAGAACUCGACAUACUUGAAGACUCUACUGAAGGAAUUCAACUACACUGCGUUUGGAUUAAGCGACGGAAUGAAGAUUCCGUAUAAUCUGGAGCACAGUUAUGCGUAUAGAGGAGAAGCUUCACACGAACAGGACUCAUCGUUAGUGGCAGUGGAUAAAUCACGGUCAGGUCAAGCCAUGACGGUCAUGUUCUGGCUUAUUACGGUACAGCGGUUUGAGCGGGAGUUCUCGUUUGGAGACAAGGAGACGUUCUGGAUCGCCUACGCUCUGGCAAAGCAAGACUAUUUCUUCUCUCCUUGGGGCCCUAGUGUGCUUGAGUCGUCUAGAAAUGACGAUAUGAAGAAACAUUCCGACUCAUUAUGUGGAAGUCUGGCACACUUUAUGCCUGUCAAAGAUGAUACGCCUGAAUUGCUGUACGUGAAUGGCAAAGCUCUAUUGGAACCAUUCCCCGAAGGCCUUGAGAACCGAGGGAAAGCGUCAGCCAAUGUCCUGUAUAACCCCACGCCGGGUUACGUUACGCCUAGACAAAACCGUAGACCGAACGGCGGCACUUCGACCAGCUACGAUGGGGAUUUCCCGAUGGAAUGUCUUAUUGGCUUUGGAGCGACUCCACUACCCAGUAACUUUGCACCGCAGCUAUUACGAAGACGCAUGUUUUAUCUGGGAAUCAGAAUGGACGUGCUGUCAGUGCUAGAUUCAUGUUACGCAUUUGAUACAGCGGUGUAAGUACGCAGACUACGCAUAAAGAGUUGAAUUUACUCUUGUUAUUAUCAAGUGGAUAGUGUCUGCAAAAGAACUAAAUUCGUGUUUUGCCCGGAAGCUCUAAAUAUUGCCG